AUGUACGCUACAAGACAUUGUACGGUUUCUCGUUCUAUGCUUCUACCAGUCGUACUUUCGAUUCUGCUAAUUCAUCUGGAGAUCACGCAUGCUGUUGCACCAAAGCUCACUAAGCGACAAUCCGCCGGUAUCGUUCGAUGCGUCAAAGCAAGCAAUGUACUUGGUUGUGGAACUUUUGAAUGCUUGAAGAGAACUGACCGUUGCAAGUUAGGGGGACUCGCACUUCUGUGUUCGAAAUUUCAACGGAAAACAUCGAACUUUAAUCAAUUGGGGCGAACGUUUACGAAACAGUCACUGCGAUGCAUGGCCACACAGAUCAAGUCGGAUUUCCAGCGCGCUGGUCGCCAGUGUUCCCAGAUCGAAAACUUCGUUUCUCGUGUCCAGGCUGAUUGCUAUCGCUCCAACAAUGUUUGUCGGGCUGCUAUGUCAAACUAUAAACAUUUUAAACAGAUUCUUUUGCCCAAAGAUAUUUUAACAUCACGGUCUUUCCUGCAAAUGUUUCAAAGCAUACUAAGCUGUGGUGAAGCUGUAACGUUGAAAUUUCGCGACACCGUCACUUCUGCGUUGGGACAAUCUUUCCUCUCAAUGUUGAACUACCUGCAGAAAGGUGCAACUUCUCCGCUAAUUGAAAUUCUGGGCCAAGAAUGGGUUGGCUCGGCCCAGUUCCGAGCGAUCGAAAACGAGGUCCCUGGAAGUUCGCCAAGACAAAGCUAA
Ciona intestinalis (vase tunicate) is the source of this 714-nucleotide messenger RNA. Its product is annotated as stanniocalcin-like. The record is from RefSeq and is a predicted model, not a curated record. Gene Ontology annotation, biological process: intracellular calcium ion homeostasis. NCBI's taxonomy places the organism in Eukaryota, Metazoa, Chordata, Ascidiacea, Phlebobranchia, Cionidae. Gene Ontology annotation, molecular function: hormone activity. Gene Ontology annotation, cellular component: extracellular region.